Talaromyces atroroseus is the source of this 2040-nucleotide messenger RNA. RefSeq lists its product as hypothetical. Gene Ontology annotation, molecular function: protein binding. Lineage: Eukaryota; Fungi; Ascomycota; Eurotiomycetes; Eurotiales; Trichocomaceae. The record is from RefSeq and is a predicted model, not a curated record. The coding region runs from base 1 to 2040 and encodes 679 amino acids. The transcript is spliced from 2 exons.
AUGUCACAUGGCCAUUCUCACCAUCAUGAGAGGCGAAAUGUCUUCUCAGAUAUAGACAGCUUCUUUGGAAUCAGCGAUGAUAAGAAGACGACGACAUCAGCUGUUGAAGACGCCGUCUCCAUUGUAUAUGUGACUGCGUCGCCCACCUUUACAGGCGCAAUAGGAGGAUAUGUCACUGGCACUGAUCCUGCCAGUACUACUGAACCCACAUCGUCAGUCGCCGAUUCUACGUCUGAACCUUCUCAGACAUCAACAGUAGCUCCGGAGACCACCAGUAAGCCUACUACGUCGACAAGCUCAACCAGCUCAACCAGCUCCACGAGCUCGAAAAGUUCAUCAACCAGCUCGUCAACUAGUUCGUCGACCUCUUCAUCGACAACCUCGAGUCAAUAUACGUCCACUUUUUCAACAGCCACUUCCGCGACUGCCUCAUCGUCCACCACAUCUUCGAUCACCAGUGCAUUAGACCAGGUUUCUUCGUCGACUGCUUCUGCUUCGUCCACUGCGUCUGCAUCGAGUUCUAACGGCCUCUCGGGAGGUGCUAAAGCAGGAAUUGCUAUCGGUGUCGUAUUGGGGGUGGGUAUUAUUGCAGGGUUGAUAUUCUUCUGGCUGCACAGGCAGAGAAAGAACAGACAGCAAGCGGAAGCCGCGGUGGCGGCAGAAAAUGAGAAAUUUAGUGCACCAAGACAAGCACCAUCACCACCAGUAGCCAGCGUUCCCGCACCGUCAGUUGCAAUGGCAACAUAUCCCUCCAAUCCAUCAAGGCGUUCCGUCGCCCCUCGUGUCAGCUUGCGUCCAAUUACUCAAUUCAAUCCUCUCUUCAAUCAACCUGCUGAAGGAGCUGCUGGCGCAGCAGUGGGCACCGCAAUGACAACUACGGCCGGCGCAGCUGGUCUUGCACAUAUUGAAGAAACGUCCGAGCGUCCCUAUGGUGGUUCAGCGCAUAUUCCUCCACAAGCCGAGCCUCGUCAAGAUCCAUUCACAGAUCCUGCUAACCCAUUUGACAAUGGCGCCCAUGCUGGGUCUCCUCCUUCACCUAUUUCCAAGGAUGCGCCUUCAGCUUCGUCUCCAGUGAGAGACCUGACCUCCUCGCCAACCGGGAGCAUUUCUGAUGUUCCUAACCCUCCUGCCGUACCUGGAUCGUCUACUGAGCCAAUCGAAGCUACAGCCGCUGGUGCAGUCGCAGCUGCGGUUAUAGGAGGCGAUGCUGCCAGCGCAGUCUCAAAGUCUGAUGAUAAGCCUGCUGAAACACGCACUCAGUCCCCCGAAUACGUUGAAAGUUCCGGCUCUCGACCCCAAUCUCCAGUCGUAGGUGGCGCGCCAUUCUCUAGCAACGUCCACCGAGUGCAAAUGGAUUUUGCACCUUCUUUAGCCGAUGAAAUGGAACUCCGCGCUGGUCAACUAGUGCGAUUGUUAAAGACAUAUGAUGAUGGAUGGACCCAAUGCUCUAGUAUGGAUGGUACAAUCAAAGGUAUCGCGCCACGCACCUGUCUCUCUGCAAGACCGCUUCAGCCUCGACGCCCACCAGGUCCUCCUGGUCCCGGUCCUCGGGGUCCGCCAAUUAUGGGACCCAAUGGUAGGCCCAUGUCCCCAGGUGGCGGCCGUAUGGGACCUCCGCCGGCCCAAAGAGGGGGUCCUCCACGUUUCUACAGUGACGGUCGUCCUAUGACACCCACAAAUUCCGGCUUGCCGCAAUUCCCACCUCCCCCCGGAAGCCCACGUUCGAUGUCUCCGGGACCCGCUCGUGGUAGUGUCGAUGCACCCUUCCCAUUGACACCGGGAGGUUCACGCCCGGCCAGUCCAGCUGGUAGACGAUCGCGUAGUAACAGUGCCAGUGUAGGCCAGAUGGGUGGACGUCCGGUUAUUCACCACGGACAGAGUCCUCUUGCACCGCCAACUGGUCCUUUACCCGGCCCUCCUGUUGUACAUCCAACCCCGGCCUCGGUUCCCUCUGGACCGCCUCCACCACCACCACAACUUCAAAUCAAUGGACGUCCGCAGUCACCUAUCGAGAGGAAGGCUGUCGGCGGUCAGCAAUAA